Messenger RNA from Ogataea polymorpha, 1362 nucleotides. RefSeq lists its product as uncharacterized. The record is from RefSeq and is a predicted model, not a curated record. Lineage: Eukaryota; Fungi; Ascomycota; Pichiomycetes; Pichiales; Pichiaceae. Gene Ontology annotation, molecular function: DNA-binding transcription factor activity, RNA polymerase II-specific; transcription cis-regulatory region binding. Bases 1 to 1362 code for a protein of 453 amino acids. The transcript has a single exon. Gene Ontology annotation, biological process: regulation of DNA-templated transcription. Gene Ontology annotation, cellular component: nucleus.
AUGUCUCUGCGCACCAGCCUGGCGUCCAUUUCCUCGGACGUGAAAGAGGUUCUGCGAGUACUGAGAGAAUCAACACUGCCCGAGCCUUCUUCGGCGAUCUUGGACUCGUACGAGCUCAACAUGUCUUCAAGGCCGAUAACCACGAUCAAGACAUCGCCGCUCGCGUUUGUGGCCCACGUACAGCCGGAAACGUCGCUUUUCCCGCCCGCCGUGCUGAACCAGCUCAAUUUGCUGCCCUCGCUCGAAAACAUGCAGACCGACAUCGUGUCGGUCCGGCUGCUGAGCUACGACCAGGCCGCCAAGCUGCUCGACAUUUUCCGCGACAGGUACGGCCGCUGGAUCUCGUUCCCAGACACGUUCAGCACGCCCCAGCUGCUCACGCACAUCCGCAAAACGUGCCCGCUGCUGCUCACUGUUGCUUGCGCGCUCUCGUUAAAAUACGGCGACCCCAACUUGAAAGAGCUGGUCUACCACGAAAUGCUGCUCAUCAUCAAAAGAGAUCUCGAACGGAGCUUGGUUAACAUGCCUAAACGACUGGAGUUUCUCCAAUGUCUGAUCAUUCUCUCCAUCUACAGCGUGAGUCUAAGCGACGAGUCUGCAGAGCUACGUCUGGACGGAUGGUACCUGUCGCACAUCGGUAUCCAUCUGUUUCUGCGACUCAAUAGCUACGGGCUUUUUGAAUACCUGUACGACCCGGCACUCGUGCAAUUCGAGUUCAACGAGCUCACCUCUUACAGAAUUAUAAAUACCUUGGUGCUCAUCCAUUUGGCAUACUCGCUGCUUUCUGGAAAACAGUCUUCCUACUCUUUGGGCACCUUGACCCCGAAAAAGUUCUACGACCACAGCCUCUCCACCAACUUCGACUACCGGAUCAUCGCAGAGGUCGAGGUGUACCUCUUCGCAUAUCGAUAUCUUCAUCUAGGUGAGAGUCUGGAGAUAGUGCGCAGUCAGAUGAAAGGCUGGCUUUCCGAGUGGGAAGAGCUGUUCACGAGCUCUGCCAACGAGUUUGUCGAGAUCGACUACCAUCUGGCCGAGCUGCUGCUGAUCUUUGGCGAGAAUGACGCCGACCUGCAAAAGGUGCGCGAGAACGCGGAGGCGUACGACGCGGCGUAUUUCCACUCGGCAGAAAUACUGAAAUUGGCCGUUUCCAUCACCGACGACUCGUACUUUGCCUUUCUGUCGGACCAGAUGCACAUGAUCAUCGUGUACAACGCGAUGGUGGUGGGCACGCUGCAGCAGCCGUCCGACCCCGCCGUGGACGGUCUGCUACAGCAUCUGAAAAACCGGUACACGAGAAUUGCCACGAGCGAGAACGACAUGGCCUCCAAAUACAGCAUGAUGCUGCAGAGCGGAAGUAGGUGA